AUCAAAUUAAAAAAAUGAAUUUAUUGUUUAUUAUUAUUAAUUUGUUCCCAUUAUUUCUAGCAAUAGCUAAUGCAAACAUUUUGUUUAAUUUAGAUAAUGCUAAUAAACAAUACAAUCAAUUGGAUGAUCCAAGAAAUUUUACCGGAAAAGUUGUAUUGACUACCGGUUCGAGUAGUGGUAUCGGUGCCGGUAUUGCCAAACUGUUUGCCCAAUUGGGUGCCAAUGUUGUCAUCACUGGUAGAAAUCAAACUGAAAUCCAAUUAGUGGCCAAUGAAUGCCAACAGUUAUCACCGAAAAAACUAAAGCCAUUGCAAGUUAAGGCCGAUGUUAGCAAUAGUACUGAAUUGCAGUCACUAUUGGAUCAGACAAUCAAAACGUACGGCCAGUUGGAUGUAUUGGUCAACAACGCCGGUAUGGGUGCCGGAGCCGCAGUUACCGACAAACAAUUUAUGCCCGUAUUUGACAAACUAAUGGCCGUUAAUUUGCGUCCGUAUGUCGAACUAAGUCAUCUAUCGGUACCAUAUUUGAACAAAACUAACGGCACUAUUAUCAGCAUAUCUAGUGUAUCGGCUAUAGCACCGACUAAAGGUGUUUUAGCCUAUUCAGUGUCCAAAGCGGCCAUCGAUAUGAUGGGUCGGGUAUUGGCACUUGAAUUGGGACCCAAUAUACGGGUCAAUACAAUCAACCCUGGUUAUAUUGAUACACCAUUUCAUCAAGGUGAUCGCAAAAUUAUUGAUGAACUAAUGAAAUACAUAAGCUCUAAGACACCGAUGAAACGUAUCGGUCGACCCGAGGAUGUGGCCGAUGCUUGUGUUUGGUUGGCCUCCCGAUCGGCCAGUUUUAUAACCGGUGCCAAUCUGGUCGUCGACGGCGGUAUUGUCUAUAAUAUUGGCGGUUUAUUUUAA
Oppia nitens is the source of this 905-nucleotide messenger RNA. Its product is annotated as 3-oxoacyl-[acyl-carrier-protein] reductase FabG-like. The record is from RefSeq and is a predicted model, not a curated record. Bases 15 to 905 code for a protein of 296 amino acids. Lineage: Eukaryota; Metazoa; Arthropoda; Arachnida; Sarcoptiformes; Oppiidae. Gene Ontology annotation, molecular function: oxidoreductase activity. The transcript is spliced from 4 exons.